Molecule: messenger RNA, 2097 nt
Organism: Galendromus occidentalis (western predatory mite)
Lineage: Eukaryota; Metazoa; Arthropoda; Arachnida; Mesostigmata; Phytoseiidae
Product: exonuclease mut-7 homolog
Exons: 9
Coding region: 136-2097 (653 amino acids)
Biological process (GO): nucleobase-containing compound metabolic process
Molecular function (GO): 3'-5' exonuclease activity; nucleic acid binding
Source: RefSeq, a predicted model, not a curated record
GGUAUAUUCCAACCCUCCGACACUCUUGCUCCCCUGUGUUGCCCGAAAAUUUCUGGGGUGCCACUGGAAUCGCUGUGAGUAUCUGUUCGGGUUUUGUGAUCCCAGCAGGCCUUCUUCGGAUCUCCAGUCAACAAAAUGGCGUCGCAGCCAACGCCAAUAGAGGUCGGCGUCCAGAAAGCCGAGGACGAUUGGGCGCUCGGUCAUAGAGUCACGCCAGAGUUGACUGAGAUUAUCACUGACAUCUUGAAACAAGGCAACGCAUACUCCAACGUGACGCUCGCAAUGCCGCUAUGCUGGGAGUUCUCGAAAAGCCGAAGCGGGCAAACAUUGUGCCACCAAUUCCUCUAUGUUUUGAGAGAAAUGCGUGAAAGAGGCGACGAGUGCGCCUCCGAUAAGUACCUGACUGAUCCCAUCCGGAGACGACUCGUUGGCGUUGUAAUGAAGCAAAUGAACCAUUCCUUGGUCGAAGUCGUGUGGAAAAUGCUCGCCGUCGGUCCGGAAAAUGCUGCACUCUACGACCCGCUGGUUGUGGAACUAUUGCAGAGCAAUCACGUGUCCGAAGCCGCCCGGCUCGCCAUACAAAUCGGUCUUCGCGACGAGUUCGCAGAUCAGCUCGCCAUGCCGCUAGUCUUGCUCGAUAAGCUGCUGUUGUUGGGAACAAUUCUGGAAGGAUUGCCGGACACUCAGCAAAGAAUUCUAAAACUCUUUGACGACUUCUACGAUGACGCUAACAGAAUGCGACAAAUCGUGCAGAGGCAUGACAUAACAAGCAUCAAGAAAGUAGACCGCGCUCUGUGGAAACGAAUUGCCAGGUUGAUGAUCCGAUACCUGAAGAAGUACAACUUACCGCCGGAUACCUGUCCUAAUCUACAGCUUAGUCGAAAUCGGAACGCAUUAAGAUAUCUACUGGUCAGACGCUACCAAGAGAAAGACAUGGCCGGAAACUCGUGGCGCGAAAUGGUCAUGGAUCAAGUGCUUGACUACAAAGUACUCCACGGCGAAUUGAUGCGCACACUAUUCAAUCAAAACGACCAUAAGAGCGCGUAUUACUUCGCUCUCAAGCUAGAGUAUCCUCGCGAAGAAUGGCCGGCAAAGUUCGUCAAAUACGUCGACAGUCUGCCGCCCGGAUCCUCUCCUCUCGAGGAGCCGGAAAACAACAAUGGCCUGACGAACUGUCUGUCUGUCGAGCUACGGUCGGACCAAAUACAGACCAUCUGCACCGCGAGCGAAUUCGAGGCGGCUGCGAUCGAAUUGGCGGCGGCGCCGGUCAUUGGGGUCGAUGCAGAAUGGAAGCCGGCGAUGGGCUUACUACAAAAGACGCGCUUGUCGCUGAUCCAAAUGGCUACAAGGCAAAAAGUGUACCUGUUCGACGUUUUGAAGCUCUCGGAGACGAUUUCCCCUGAAGACUGGGCGAGCUUCUACGAACGCGUUUUCGACAAUCCCACCGGAUGUAUCCUCGGCUUCGGUAUUGCAGAAGAUAUCCGAAAGUUGGAAGCGCUCUCCGGAACUUCACUCUACAUGACCUACUUCAAGGAUUUGAUGAUCGUACGCGAUGCGCUGUUCACUCACCGUCCUGAUCUCAUGGAGAGCGUGGUCGACCAGAAAAUUUUGAAAAAUCAUAAUGGUCUCAGUAGACUGACCUGCAGACUCCUCGGCUACCCGCUCGACAAAUCAGAACAAUGUAGCGAUUGGGAGAAUAGACCUCUGCGUCCGAGCCAAGUACACUACGCUGCUUUGGACGCUCACUGUCUCAUAAGGUGCUGGGACGAGCUUGCCCGGAGAUGUGGAGACGAAGACAUUAAGACCGUCGUCGAAGACGCAAUUCAGUCGAGCAAGGAACAGUCAGGAUUUAGCACCAAUCGACGAGGACGUAAAUACGCGAACAGCACCGCCGGUCAGGUGGAUAAACAUCACCUCGUCUCGAGUCUGGGAAUCGGGUACCACAAAAAUCAUUCAGGUUUAGAAACACCCUCGCUGCCAGAGAGCGGCUAUUCUAGUAAGGAGAAGUUUGUGCAAGGUGUCACCGGGGUCAGCGAUCCGAUAGGAAAUCGAUCCACCAGCGAUUGGAAGUCCGCGGUUCUCCGGAAGACAAACUGA